Messenger RNA from Impatiens glandulifera, 809 nucleotides. RefSeq names its product actin-depolymerizing factor 1-like. The record is from RefSeq and is a predicted model, not a curated record. Gene Ontology annotation, biological process: actin filament depolymerization. The transcript has 3 exons. Gene Ontology annotation, molecular function: actin filament binding. Lineage: Eukaryota; Viridiplantae; Streptophyta; Magnoliopsida; Ericales; Balsaminaceae. Bases 155 to 574 code for a protein of 139 amino acids. Gene Ontology annotation, cellular component: cytoplasm; actin cytoskeleton.
GAACCAUAGACUAGAAUCGAAGAAGCGCAGCCAAAUAAAAUGCUUAACAAUCUCACAUUCUAAGAUUCAUUAUCUCUCAAUCCUCCUUCUCUCUAGAUUUUCUCCUGAAAAAUCUCUCUUUCCAUCUUUUUCCUCUGCAUCAGCCUAACCGAAAAUGGCGAAUGCAGCGUCUGGUAUGGCUGUUCAUGAUGAAUGUAAGUUGAAGUUUAUGGAACUGAAGACGAAAAGGGCACACCGAUUCAUUGUUUAUAAGAUAGAGGAGAAGCAGAAACAAGUGAUUGUCGAAAAGGUUGGUGAGCCAGCGCAAGGGUACGAGGAUUUCACUGCCAGUCUUCCUGAAAACGAGUGUCGUUAUGCUGUCUAUGAUUUCGAUUUCAUGACUCCAGAGAAUGUCCCAAAAAGUAGGAUCUUUUUCAUUGCAUGGUCGCCUGAUACAUCGAGGGUGAGAAACAAGAUGAUCUAUGCUAGCUCAAAGGACAGAUUCAAGAGGGAACUUGAUGGAAUUCAAAUAGAACUGCAAGCUACAGAUUCAUCCGAGAUGGAUCUUGACGUGAUUAAGAGCCGUGCCAACUGAAGAUGCAAGAGGAUAAUUCCUCAAAUGUAAGGUGUUUCAUUGCUUGAAAUGUCUAUAGUUUUAUGGGCUUGUUAUAUUUAUUUUUGAAGAAUGAUUGUUGUUUUCAGAAUGUUAUAUGCCUGAUGUUGCUGCUGCCUAUAUGGGUAUUAUUUGUAGCACUGAUUAUUACUACUUGUAGUCUCUUUGUCUACAAGCUAUACUUUAUAUAAGAGUUUGUGUUGUGGGGCUUAUGCCA